Messenger RNA from Ipomoea nil (Japanese morning glory), 528 nucleotides. Its product is annotated as putative F-box protein At3g16210. The record is from RefSeq and is a predicted model, not a curated record. The transcript has a single exon. Lineage: Eukaryota; Viridiplantae; Streptophyta; Magnoliopsida; Solanales; Convolvulaceae. Bases 1 to 528 code for a protein of 175 amino acids.
AUGGUUUCGAAUUUUUGGGUUCUUGCAAUGGGCUUUUUUUGUUUCCGUGCUAAACCGUAUAGAAUAAUCAUUUGGAACCCUUCACCGAAUAGAAACAUCAAGAGAAUCCCAGAUGUCUGGAUGUUGGGCUACAUGGGCAUUUUUGGGUUUGGAUACGACGAGUAUAAUGACGACUACAAGGUUGUUUAUGCCUAUUGUGCUAAGUAUAUUGAUGAGAAUGUUGUUAUGGUGUACAAUUUUAAGCAUGGGUCAUGGAAGAGAAGUGAAAGAGGGCUUAGUACUACUGGGUUUGUUAAUCCAGGAAUUGCUGUGUUUGUGAGUGGUAGUCUCAACUGGUGCAACAACAACUUUCAAGGCACUGACUGGAAUUGGAACAUAAUUUCUUUCAACUUAACCACUGAAACUGCCAAAGCUAUAGCUUUACUCGGCCAUGAACAUGGGGUCGCUAUUUGUAUAAGUGAAACAAGAGGAUUGUUUUUUGCAGGUUUUCAUCACAAACGUCAAAUGGUAGCAGAGACUUAUCAGUAG